AUGUCAGGAGAAGGUCAUGAUGCUAAAUUUAAAUAUUUUGGUAUACUUUUGCUUACUCUUCAACAAGCUUCAAUGCCUUUAAUGGCAAGAUAUUCGAGAGCAAAACAAGAAAAUGCCGUGUUUUUGACAACUGUAAAUGUAUUUUCCAUGGAAAUUAUUAAAGUUACAGUUUGCAGUGCUAUUUUGAUAUGGACCAAUAAAAGUUUAUUGAGGUUGGGAAUUUUAAAAAAACUGAAUUUUGGGUUGAGCUUUUAGCUCUGUUUUCGGAAUUUUCGGCUCUAUUCUGAAAUGAAAAAUGAAUCAAUUUUUGAAGUCUUAUUUUAAAAUCAAAAAUACCUUUUUUAUUAUUCAGAUAUGCCAAGGAUUUGAAGUCUGCUAUAUUUGAAAAUAAAAUCGAAACUAUCAAAAUCUGUGUUCCCGCUUUGAUCUACACACUUCAAAAUAAUUUAUACUACAUCGCAUUGAGUCAUUUGGAAGCCACGACUUUUUGUGUAAGUUUAUCUAUGUUCCUGUUAACAAACAAAAGUUUUUUGUUGUUUUUCUCAGAUAAAAAUCACAAGAAUCUUCUUCUUCUUAUCCUAAAAUAGAGGCCUAGCCGCAUUUUGUCUUAUCUUUAUCAUAAAAAAGUCAAGUGGCUCCUAUGUGUUGACAUGAAAAACAAAUAGCCUUUCUGAGGAAGGCUGCGAAAAAAUUUGCUGCGGUUGGAAUUGGAACUUUAUCAGGGGGCACUGAGAAGGUGUGAGGCUACUGUAGCGUAAUUUUCAGAACUUUUUGAGAAACAGAGAAAAACAGGUUAUUUGAAAUAUUUCCAAAUUCGAAAAUUCACAUUCAAAUUUGACAAAAGCUAAUCAUUUCCAUAUUUUUCCUUAACUACUCACAAUGUUUCCCAUAUUUUUUCCAGAUCACAUAUCAAAUGAAAAUCUUCACCACCGCAAUUUUCAUGUACUUUUUCUUGGGCAAAAAACUUUCGCAAAAACAAUGGAUGGCUCUCAUUUUACUAGUCCUAGGUUUCUCUCCCUUUUUUUUCGAACUUCAAAAACUUCUAUGUGUUUUCUAGGUGUUGCUGAUAUUCAAUAUAUUUAUUCUCCACCUCCAGCAACAUCAGAUAUUGUUCAAGAUCCAAUGUUCGGCCUUUUCGCUGUUAUUACAAUGUGUUUCACUUCGGCUUUUGCAGGAGUUUAUCUUGAAAAAGUUUUGAAGUCAAGCAAUGCCUCAAUUUGGAUGCAAAAUAUUCGUCUUUCAUUGAUCGGUAUUCCAAUUUCAGCAUUUUCCAUGUGGUAUUAUGAUUGGGAAACUAUCCAAAAAGGUUAGUUGAUCCAAAACACAAAGGGCUUUUUUGUUAUUGACUGUUCAAUGAUUUUGACCGCAAACAAUGCGAAAAAAUGAACGGCAACCGGAUGAAAAGAAAACGAUAUUUAGAUAUUAUUUUGCGAAUUAUUAUUAUAAUAAGUGUGAAGAGGAAUUAUUUGAGGAGAGCGAUGGCUUUUGUUGUGUGAAAAGCCAUGACUCCGGUUCAAUUUCCUUUGUUGUGCCGUUUCGUUCUGCCAAAGGUCAACAAAAAAUCUUUCGGGAACGGGAACAAAUUUUUUUCCAUAUUUAUUUAAUUUAAUUCAGAUAUGAAUAAAGGGAUCAAAAAGUAAUUUUUUUCUAAUUUUCAGAUGGAUAUUUCCGUGGUUGGGAUUUUAUUGUGGUUUGUAUGACUUUAACAAAUUCGAUUGGUGGAAUUUUAAUUUCGGUUGUCAUCAAAUAUGCUGACAAUAUUUUGAAAGCUUAUGCACAGGUUGGCUUCUUUUGGUAUUAAAAAAUCACUUUCAAAUUUAAUUUUUCAAGAGUAUGGCAAUUGUUGGUGCUGCUGUUGGUUCAUGGCUUCUUUUCGAUUUCACACCUGGAGGACUCUUCCUUUUGGGAACAUUUAUGGUUAUUUGUUCGAUUAUUAUUUAUACGGCAUUCCCAUAUCGAGAACCAGAAUCGAAAAUUGUUUCCUAUUUGAGAGAACAUCAUGCCAAUUCACGACAAUCUCUUCUGAUGAUUCGCCCAAAGAUUAUGGGAUGA
This is a messenger RNA of Caenorhabditis angaria, 2052 nucleotides long. NCBI's taxonomy places the organism in Eukaryota, Metazoa, Nematoda, Chromadorea, Rhabditida, Rhabditidae. The record is from the annotation of a GenBank genome assembly.